AUGUAUUUAAUCUUAAAAAUACUUAGUUUCUUGUCUCUUUGUGCAGGUGUGCAGUGUGUCUAUCAGGUGUCAUGGCUGCCCUGUCAGUUCACUGAUGAACACGUGUUUAAGAAUGAACUUGGUCACACAGAGACUCAGCUCAUCCACAGAAAGGCCAUGCUGCAGUUUGGUCAAAAAGGAGAUGCUGCUGUUAAUCCACAAGCAAUCACUUUCCUGAUUUCCGUCUCUAAGUUGGACCUGCGGCGGUACUUGGAGGGAGUGGAGGCAGAGCAGUUGGAGUGUGAGCUGCGUAGGUACAGCACAGCAGGCAACUAUGUUCGCUGGCCAGUAAUGGGGGCCCGGGAGUACAACAACUGGUUCACCUGCAUCCUGAAACACACCGACGGCCUGUUCACAGUCACAGGCUUCCUCAGACAUCCAUCGGACACAACAGCCCCGAGAAAGCAGGACUACAACCACUGGCCUCCCAUCGGGGACAGAGAGAUGCUCGUCACAACAACUGCCUUGGUCAUUAAGACACUAACUCCAUCAGUGAGAGCAGGCCUGGGCUCCCAACAGAAGCUCCAUUGCCAGUUUGCUGUCGACCACCAUGGACCAAAAUUCAGUGUGGAGUGGAUACUGCAGCAGCGUGGAGAGAGAACCAGCCUCUUCAGUCACAACAGCCGCACAGGACAGAGACAGGGGACUGGGGUCGAGCUGAUGGGCCUGGCAGACGGGGACGCUUCCUAUAACCUUCCCUUCACCAAGAUGAGCAAUGAAGGGACGUACAUCUGUUCCGUGUCCAUUAUUCCAGUGUUUGUCAGUGUGGAUAUUGUUCUGCAGGUCGAAGAGGCUCCCAGGGUCUCCCUCAACGUUGGAUCCACUCUGUUGCUGCAGGAGGGCGAGGAGCAGAAGGUGACAUGUGAGGCAGAGAGUUACUACCCUCUGGAUGUGGAGAUCGUGUGGUACAUGCAGGACCUGGCGGUGUCGGCACAGAGCGUGGGAGCUCCUCUCCCAGUGAAGCUCCAGAACGUUCUGCUGUCCAGCCACAAACACAACCCUGACAAGACGUUCUCGCUGACGUCCUUCUUCUACCUGCAGGCUGCACUCAAGCGCUCGGGCAGGGAGUUCACGUGCAGCGUAUCCCAUAAGGCCCUGAGGGUGCCCAUCAAAAAGAACUUCAUCCUGACUGUGGAGGAGCCAAGCUGGAUGCUUUACAUUGUCAUCUCAGUGCUGCUCACCCUGUGUGUGCUGCUGUGUUACCUGCACGUAGCAAGAAGACGAUCAGCACAGAACCGGCUAUACUGAGAAGAAGCCUUUGAAGAGUGAGCAGAUGAACCAGUAAAGGCGAACCGUACUCCUACCUCCUUCAGUUUGUUUCAGAGUCUCAUCUGAUUGGUGUGUGUGUGUGUGUGUGUGUGUGUGUGUGUGUGUGUGUGUGUGUGUGUUUGUGUGUGUGUGUGUGUGUGUGUGUGUGUGUGGGUGUGUGAUGGUUUUAAGGUGAAUGAUUGUUUUGAUGUUGCAUUGAUUUUGCUCAUGCUAAAAAUCGUUUGGAUCUUUUGUUACUGAAACUUGCCCAACAUAUGUUCGUAACAGAUGUUAAGACUGUAGACCAAUCAGAACACAAGUCGUCACAUUUAUUUCUUAUAAAUGUGGUCUUUGGGCCAAAACGGUUUAAAAGCUAUUGGAGCAUCAUUUAAUGUGAACAACCUGCCUGUUUAUUUAUUGUGAAAAGUAAUGGUGAAAACCUUAGUGUUGUUAGCUAUUGCAUUUAUUGAUUUAGGAAAUAGUAACAUUUUUUGGAUGAUUUAAUUAUUUUAGGAAAAAUAGUUCCAUGUGUGAUCUGCUCCCCUGCGAAUAAACAUAAGAUUUAUCACGUUAUUUUAAAUGUUUCGUUAAAAUUUCGGCCGCUUGAUAAACAUUUAUUUUAUCACUUUUAGCGGGCUCCCUAAUCGUCGUGUGUUCAAGUCUGUUCACAGUUUCUGAUCCACUAAAAAGUUCUUAGACACUGCAGAGCCCAGACCGUGUUCCUGUUAGUGUUUACUUCCUGUCUGUCUUCUUCUGGUGAUUUAUCUGACGUCAAGCACUCCGUAUUUUAACUUAUUUUACUUUGUCUUUCUUGAUCCUCCUUAACAACGGUCAAUAUAGUCCUUGACAGCGGUCUGUACUCUGUAUUAAGAAUGUGUCACACGUUCAGAAUUGACCGAUCAGAAUCGAGUAUUCAACUAAACCAUGUAAUAAAGGAAUUUAAUUCACAAUGAUAA
Eleginops maclovinus (Patagonian blennie) is the source of this 2243-nucleotide messenger RNA. Its product is annotated as tapasin-related protein-like. The record is from RefSeq and is a predicted model, not a curated record. Lineage: Eukaryota; Metazoa; Chordata; Actinopteri; Perciformes; Eleginopidae.